Chlamydomonas reinhardtii is the source of this 1606-nucleotide messenger RNA. RefSeq lists its product as uncharacterized. Bases 352 to 690 code for a protein of 112 amino acids. NCBI's taxonomy places the organism in Eukaryota, Viridiplantae, Chlorophyta, Chlorophyceae, Chlamydomonadales, Chlamydomonadaceae. The record is from RefSeq and is a predicted model, not a curated record. The transcript has 2 exons.
ACAGUCGCCGAUUUCUGCAUACCAGCGACCAGCGGUCCUCUAUUGGUCCUGUCCUCACUUUGUGGUGAACAGGCAGGUAUCGCAUGUACUUGCUGCAAGUUUACUCAGUACCGGUCUACUCGUUACACGCCCAACAUUCCAAACAACCCAGUGAACCCACCGGGGCGCCCCGCCAGCCGCUACAGCCGCCUACCCACACAUAGACUCACUGCCCCCGGCGGUACAGGAACUUCCGGCUUUCGAUCAGCCACGCGCUCAUGCACUGCCGUUGCAAUUUGUCUGCCAUGUGCUGGGGUCUGGGAGUCAGCCUUUCCCGUCCACGCACAUCUCUCGACCCUACCUCGUAGCCCCAUGCCCCCACGCCACCGCCUCGCAGGGUGCGCGCGGCGCUGGACCUACCACAACGCGAACACUAUCAUCGCCUGCCCCGCCCUGCUGGGCCAGCUGCAGCCGGCGGUGAUACGGCUGGUGGCGGCUCUGCAUCGCGGCAGCCACAGCAUGUGUCUCAUGGCUGAGGGCCUGGAGCCUCUGGAUCCAGACGCGGCGGCAACGUCGGCGUCGGGUGUGGAUGUGGCGCCGCUGACGCCGCUGGAUCACGGCUCUGCGUUCACGGGGCCGGGAUCGCCAUUGGUGGGCGCGGCAAGGAACGGGGCGGGCUCGCCGCUAGGAAUGGGAGGAGCAGGGGGUUGAAGAAGUCGAUGGGUGGAGGUUCCCAGCGAAACAUCCCGCAAUUCCGCAAACCGGUAGAAAGAAGGCGAUGAGCUCUUCGGCCUUGCGCGUGUGGGCGGUGCUGACGGUAGCCGCCUUCGAAAUUGCCACCCAGGCUCAAACACACGCACGCACGUUCUAACUAGCAAUACAGACUAGGCACACGUUGAAUACCCACAUAGAAGACAUCAAGGGAGCCCGGGCGCCGAGGAGGAGACCAGCGCCAGGGCGGGACAUUCGCAUGUGCAAGAAGGGGAAAUAAAGCAAACGGUGUGAGCGGAAAGGCGCGUGAGCGAAAAAGGCAACAGUAUUCUAUGUGCAUGAGCCUGGGUGGCAAGAGAGAGGGGGAAACAGGCAGCGGGCAAUUAAAUAGAGGCAAGCACGCAUCGGCAUGGGGCCACACGAGGGCCAGGGGCACAGGGACAGGGGGAGGGGGGUGGUUAGGGGAGGGGGGGAUGAAGAGAGCCCAAGGAUUGCGGCGGCGAGCGGGGGAACGGGAGAUGAGGAUGCGACCGGUGGCGUUGGUGUGGCUGACACGCGGGUCAGCGACAGCGUUGCGGCGAGCAGCAGCAGGCGCGGCAGCGGGAGCUGCGCGGCUGCGCCCGUGCCUGCCGCUGCGGGCAUCUCGGACAGCGGCGGCGUUCUGGGCAGGUGACGACAUUAAUAUGGCUUUACAAACAAAGUGGCAGCCAAUCAAGGUGGCAGCAGGCAGUUGGUCGCUGCAAUGUGGGCAUGGCUCGCAGUUUAUUCCUUCAUAUUGCUCGUUACGGUACUUGCUGCUCGGAUGGUGUUAAUGGUGGUGCGUUGCAACUGCUGGCGUCAGUGGUCUGCUGUAGGCCUAAUCACACUGGAUUGGUGCGUGGUAGGCACUGAAGCUAGAAAUGGAAACAGAAAUAGA